CAUCACUCGCCGGACUGGAUCUAUUUUUGAAGAAGGAAUCUAUUCAAAUAAAAAAAACUGGAAAUAAAAUAAUAUUGAUAUUCCUGUUUCGGAAGACAACAGUCAGCUACCUCAACACUGAAGAUUACUAGGGGUUCGCUAAGGAUCGGAAAGAUUCCAAAAUAUCUGUUCUGGAAUAAGAAAGUUUUUCAAAACAACCCACUUUGGUAGUAUAAAAGUCCCAGAGACUCCUCGGUGGGGAUGGCAUCGGGCACGGUGACACAAGCCGGCCCGGGAUCCGUUUUGGCCCCAGAGCCGCUGGUGCCGGCAUGCAUGUUCGCUCCGGACCGAGGGAGUGGCGACGAUGUAACCGAGACGGAGCACUGCGAAGACGGUGAGGCGAUGAACGGCAGUGUCGGGGAUCAGCUCGACUUCACCAGUAAGGUGGCCCUAGUGAGCCCCAGUGGGGAGCAGUAUGACUUGUUGCUUCGACAGCUCCGAGACAGGAUGGAUGAAGGUUGCGGAGAAACCAUCUAUGUAAUUGGAGUUGGUUCAGAUGGAAGAGACUAUGGUCUGAAUGAGGCUGACAUGGAAGCUUCUAUAGCAACAGUGCGUUCACUGUCCGAGCAGGUGGAUGCUGACAUGAUCCUGCUCAGAGAGCGGCAAGAGGCAGGAGGCAAAGUUCGGGACUAUCUUAUACGCAGACGUGUUGGUGAGAGCGAUUUCCUUGAAGUGCGUGUGGCUGUAGUUGGCAAUGUGGAUGCUGGGAAGAGUACACUGCUGGGUGUUCUGACGCAUGGAGAGCUGGAUAACGGUCGUGGAUUUGCACGACAGAAACUUUUUCGGCACAAACAUGAAAUGGAGUCUGGCCGUACCAGUAGUGUUGGAAACGACAUCUUGGGCUUUGACCAGCAGGGUCAAGUGGUCAACAAGCCUGAUAGCCAUGGGGGUAGUCUUGAUUGGACCAAGAUCUGUGAAAAGUCCUCUAAAGUAAUCACUUUCAUUGACCUGGCGGGCCAUGAGAAAUACCUCAAGACGACAGUAUUUGGCAUGACCGGACACCUACCAGAUUUCUGCAUGCUUAUGGUUGGCAGCAAUGCUGGCAUUGUUGGCAUGACCAAGGAGCAUCUAGGGUUGGCACUGGCACUGAAUGUCCCUGUUUUUGUAGUGGUAACCAAAAUUGACAUGUGUCCGGCAAAUAUCCUGCAAGAAACUUUGAAACUUCUGCAGCGCUUGCUGAAAUCUCCAGGUUGCAGAAAAAUUCCAGUUUUAGUGCAGAAUAAAGACGAUGUUAUUGUAACUGCCUCAAAUUUCAGUUCUGAAAGAAUGUGUCCCAUUUUCCAGAUCUCAAAUGUCACCGGCGAGAACAUGGACCUCCUUAAGAUGUUCUUGAACUUGCUUUCCUCUAGAACAUCAUAUAGUGAUGAGGAGCCAGCAGAGUUUCAAAUUGAUGACACCUACUCUGUACCAGGAGUGGGGACAGUAGUUUCAGGAACUACAUUACGCGGAUUGAUACGCCUGAAUGAUAUUUUGUUGCUUGGUCCAGACCCACUGGGCAACUUCAUUCCUAUUGCUGUCAAGUCAAUCCAUCGGAAGCGAAUGCCUGUAAAGGAGGUUCGUGGUGGACAGACUGCUUCUUUUGCACUGAAGAAGAUCAAGCGUUCCUCCAUAAGGAAAGGAAUGGUUAUGGUGUCUCCAAAGCUUAAUCCUCAGGCAUCUUGGGAGUUUGAAGCUGAAAUUCUAGUCUUGCAUCACCCGACAACAAUUAGUCCCCGGUACCAGGCUAUGGUUCAUUGUGGCAGUAUCCGGCAAACUGCAACCAUCCUCUCAAUGAACAAGGACUGCUUGCGGACAGGGGACAAAGCCACUGUUCAUUUCCGUUUCAUAAAGACCCCCGAGUACUUACAUACUGAUCAAAGGCUGGUCUUCAGGGAGGGACGUACCAAGGCAGUCGGAACUAUUACCAAGUUAUUACAGACCACCAAUAACCUGCCCUCCAACGCCAAACCCCAACAGAUUAAAAUGCAGUCCACAAGAAAAACUCCUCUGCUGAGGAAAGAGGAGGGGUUACCAGCUGGCGGAGGGGCUACUGCAGAGGACAACCCACCGAGUCAGCAAGUUUCAGGUCGACCGAACAGCCCACUUGCAGUAAUG
This is a messenger RNA of Polypterus senegalus (gray bichir), 2133 nucleotides long. Its product is annotated as GTP-binding protein 1-like. Gene Ontology annotation, molecular function: GTPase activity; GTP binding; translation elongation factor activity. The record is from RefSeq and is a predicted model, not a curated record. The annotation marks the transcript as partial. Gene Ontology annotation, biological process: translational elongation. The transcript is spliced from 12 exons. Lineage: Eukaryota; Metazoa; Chordata; Cladistia; Polypteriformes; Polypteridae.